Kockovaella imperatae is the source of this 2877-nucleotide messenger RNA. Its product is annotated as Oligosaccharyl transferase STT3 subunit-domain-containing protein. Gene Ontology annotation, molecular function: dolichyl-diphosphooligosaccharide-protein glycotransferase activity. NCBI's taxonomy places the organism in Eukaryota, Fungi, Basidiomycota, Tremellomycetes, Tremellales, Cuniculitremaceae. The coding region runs from base 204 to 2696 and encodes 830 amino acids. The record is from RefSeq and is a predicted model, not a curated record. The transcript has 7 exons. Gene Ontology annotation, biological process: post-translational protein modification. Gene Ontology annotation, cellular component: membrane.
GCUCGCUACACUGAAGAGCUCAAGAGCGACAGAGAAGAGCUGAACAAGGGGAUAAGGACCAAGGACUGAAGGUGAUCUAGAGCCUCGCCAGACCCAGAGCUUCUAAGCGACUGGUCACCGCUCGCCAUCACCCUAAAUUUCGUGUCGGAAGCCUCCAACCUCUACAGUGCACCUCUGUUGGUGUGGUGACCGUCCCGUCGACAAUGGCUCCAAAGACACCUCGGGUCGCAACCGACUCUUCCUCCUCGAGAGACAAUGAUCCCGUCUCCUCUCUCAAUGCCUCCAUUCCCUCCAUUUCUGACGCUCCCAACCAACCCAACGGCGAUUCAGUACAACAACCUAGGAAAUUAGCCUAUCCACUCCCAGCCCAGAUCUCCCAUUCCCUCCUUACCAAUACCGAAUCUUUUCUCCGACUCGUCACGCUCUUAUUGAUCAGCGCAGCGGCCAUUGGGUCAAGAUUGUUCGCUGUGAUCCGGUUCGAAUCGGUCAUUCAUGAAUUUGAUCCUUGGUUCAAUUACCGAGCUUCCAAGGUAUUGGUCAACGAUGGGUUUUACGAGUUUUGGAACUGGUUCGAUCCGACCGCUUGGUACCCUCUGGGGAGGGUUGUAGGAGGGACCAUCUACCCAGGGUUGAUGGUCACUUCGGGCUUGAUCUGGAACGCACUGAGAUGGAUGAACAUGCCCGUGGAUAUUCGAAAUGUCUGUGUCAUGCUCGCGCCUGGAUUCGCAGGACUCACAGCCAUCGCGACGUAUCUAUUUACCACUGAGAUGUCGACCCCAUCUGCUGGUCUGCUCGCAGCUGCUUUCAUCGGUAUCGCUCCAGGAUACAUCUCUCGAUCUGUCGCUGGAUCUUACGAUAAUGAAGCCAUCGCCAUCUUCUUGCUCAUGUCCACAUUCUACUUUUGGAUCAGGGCUUUGAAGCUCGGAAGUGCCUUUUGGGGCAUGCUCGCUGCAUUGUUCUACGGAUGGAUGGUGGCUGCAUGGGGUGGAUAUGUCUUCAUCACCAACAUGAUACCUCUUCACGCGUUUGUCCUCAUUCUCAUGGGUAGAUUCACUCAACGUCUCUACCUAUCUUACUCGUCCUGGUACAUUAUCGGAACCAUUUGCUCGAUGCAAGUACCCUUUGUCGGUUUCCUCCCGCUCCGAACUUCCGAACACAUGGCCGCACUCGGUGUCUUUGGACUCUUGCAGCUUGUGUCCUUCGUCGAGAUUGUUAGACGAUUGGUGCCUGGAAAGCAGUUCCAGCUCCUGCUCCGAGGUUUCGUGGUCCUGGCGUUCGUCGCCUCAUUUACCGUUCUCGUGGCGUUGACCUUUUCCGGAUGGAUCGCCCCUUGGACCGGACGUUUCUACUCGCUUUGGGACACUGGAUACGCAAAGAUUCACAUCCCUAUCAUCGCAUCCGUAUCUGAGCAUCAGCCUACCGCCUGGCCAUCCUUCUUCUUCGACCUCGGCAUGCUCAUCUUCUUCUUCCCUGCCGGUCUCUACUGGUGCUUCAAGGAUAUGCGCGAUGAACAGGUCUUCAUCAUCAUUUACGCCGUUCUCUCGUCCUACUUUGCAGGUGUCAUGGUCCGACUCAUGCUCGUCAUUACGCCCGUCGUCUGCGUCUCCGCCGCCAUCGCAUACUCAAAGAUCCUCGAGACUUAUAUCGACCCUAUCAUUCCUCAAGAAGACACCGACAUGGAUUCUACCACGACCGACGGUCACUCGACGCCCUCGAAGAAGGCCAGUAAGAAGGCCGCUGCCGCUGCUUCGAAUAAGCCAAGAUCCCUCUUCACUGGUCUUCUGGGGAAACGAUCCUCUUUCGGAGUCUAUGGUCUCGACACGCGAAUUAUCAUGGUCGGUACACUCUCAUACUUCCUCUUUCUCUGGGUCCACCACUGUACAUUCGUUACCCAGACAGCCUACUCUUCGCCAUCCGUUGUCCUUGCUUCCCGCAACGCCGAUGGAUCCCAAGCCAUCAUCGAUGACUUCCGAGAGGCCUACUAUUGGCUUCGACAGAACACCGAAAAAGAUGCCGUCGUCAUGUCCUGGUGGGACUACGGGUACCAGAUAGCAGGCAUGGCCGACAGACCUACGCUUGUAGACAACAAUACGUGGAAUAACACACAUAUUGCCACGGUCGGCAAGGCUAUGAGUUCAAACGAGGAUGUCGCGUAUCCGAUCUUGAGGAAGCACGAUGUGGAUUAUGUUUUGGUCAUCUUCGGAGGUCUUUUGGGGUACUCUGGCGAUGAUAUCAACAAGUUCCUCUGGAUGGUUAGGAUUGCCCAAGGUGUUUGGCCAGACGAGGUACAAGAGCCAAAUUACUUUACACCCCGUGGCGAAUAUGCAGUGGGUGAGAGAGCCACGAGCACCAUGAAGAACUCGUUGAUGUACAAGAUGUCUUACUACCGAUUCACCGAGUUGUACGGUGGUCAACCCGCUCAAGACCGUGUCAGAGGUCAACGAAUCCCACCAGGUGUCACCCUAGACACACUAGGUAAGUUGUUCAGCAAGCUGAAAAAGCAGGCACUUUCAUCUGAUACUCUGUCACCAGACGAAGCAUUCACCUCUGAGAACUGGAUCGUCCGAAUCUAUCAGGUCAAGAAGGAAGAUCCACUCGGUAGAGAUCACAAGGCUGUAUCUGCAUUCGAAUCUGGAAAGAGGCUGAAAAAAUCGAGAUCGGCCGCCGGAGGAGGUAGCAAGAAAAAGACCGUCUAGAUGGGCUGGCGUAUACUGUGAGGAGGAGCGGACGUUUGAAAAACAAGGUAUGGGUCGGGGCCAGACACGUACUGUAGAUUUGAAAUGAUCAGCAACGAUCGUGCUUGCAUAGCAUUGCAAUUGACGCAUUAUGAUUGUGGAAUGUCAAUGGUGGUCGCCCACUGAGCCAGCGUGGAAUUGC